Messenger RNA from Mercurialis annua (annual mercury), 3086 nucleotides. RefSeq names its product BEL1-like homeodomain protein 3. Gene Ontology annotation, biological process: regulation of transcription by RNA polymerase II. The record is from RefSeq and is a predicted model, not a curated record. The transcript is spliced from 5 exons. The coding region runs from base 761 to 2830 and encodes 689 amino acids. NCBI's taxonomy places the organism in Eukaryota, Viridiplantae, Streptophyta, Magnoliopsida, Malpighiales, Euphorbiaceae. Gene Ontology annotation, molecular function: DNA-binding transcription factor activity, RNA polymerase II-specific; RNA polymerase II cis-regulatory region sequence-specific DNA binding.
CAGAUGCUUCUCAAUUCCAAUUCAGAAAUCAGAGCAUCUCUCAUUACCAAACACCAAAAACAUAGACCAACAAAGGCAUAAUUAUUAGUAGUAUGAAUAUGCAUUGAAGGUUGGCUGAAGAGUGAAGCUGUAUACCAACUGGUAGUUAGGGUUUUUUAAACUCACUUAAGCAAUAAAAUUCAAACAACCAUCGCAACAAAGUUCAGUUAGUUUCAAAUUCAAUUCAUGUUCCUUGACUUUUUUGUGUCACACGUGAGAAAUCUGAAAUCAGUACCAGACAAAUAUUCUUCUUAAUUAUUCCAACUCUUGCUUUUGGUAAUCGGAUUCUAUUAUUAUAUUAUCACCUGUUGCUGUUGCCUGUUGGUCCAUUUUUUAAGUUAACAAUUUAAUGUUUUAUUACAUAGUCUAAAAUUAAUAAACUAUGGUCUUAUAAUUAAUUAAUUAAAUUGGGUUGGCGUCGAUGUUCCAAUGAUAAGGGGGUUGGUUGGCUGUGCUUAGUAUUAGAGAGUAUCUGUAUCUCUUGGGAUUUGUUUUCUUAAUUAAAAUAAUCCUUUUGUCUUUGGUGAAUUUCUACUUCUUUCUUGUUCCCUGUCCUAAGCUCAUCAUUUCUUCGGGGGGUUUUCAGGAUUUGUUCGGUAAUCACGUUUUUGUUGGGGCAUCACAUCAUUGGCGGUCAGCCCGUUCAUGAAGAAGGCUUGGUUGUUUUCUGCUUCAUCUUAGAACAUUUGACCCGAGGUUUGCCAAAACAAUAUAAGAUACUAUGGCUGCUUAUUUUGCCGAUUUAGGCAGCCAGAGAGAGAAUUCGCGAAGUCCAUAUCCAGGAGACCACAAACUUGCUUCAUAUUCAGAAUUUCCCUCCCACGACAACAUGACAGUUUAUAUGAACCAUAAUUCUGGCGCUGGAUCAUAUUCAGAAUUUUUAUCUGGUGGUUCUUUGUCUUCUCACAACUGUGCUGAAUUUCCUUCUGCUGGAGACAGAAAUGAGAUGGUGUUCAUUCCACCUACCAAUGACGCGAUAAAUCUGCAAUCUAUAGAUGAACAAUUGGACACAUCAUCAACUAAUCCACGGGUGAUGUCCAGUACCCAACUUGGGAUUGUAGAUAAUGAUCUGACUUUUCAGAGUCAAGGGUUAUCUCUGAGCCUUGGUACCGAGAUGCAGUCUUCAGCGUCUGUGCCUUCAUUCCAAUAUCAGAAUCCAAACUUAUUCAUGUCUUCGUUCUUAAAUCCUCAUCAACCUAUGCUCGGAAAGUGGACAGUAUCCCCUGAAGGUGAUGAAUGUAAUCAGAGUAAGGGGCUGAGGAAUUCUCCGUGCAUGCUUGCAUUUGGUGGAGGCAACCGUGGCUCUAUCAAAGCAGAGGUGUAUCGGGAUCCUCAGUGCCUAGAUAACAAUAAAGAUAAUCAUUCUGAUGCAUAUACGUAUCAACCUUCACCUUAUGUUAAUCCUAUAGUAAACUCUAAAUUUCUCAAGGCAACGCAGCAACUGCUUGAUGAAGUGGUUAGUCUCAGACAAGCCCUAACGCAUCAUCAAUCUGACAAAUGCGAUGACACAAGGGAGACUGAUGGAAAAGCUAGCAGCCAAUCUAUACCUCCCUCAUCUAGUGGGAUGUCAACCGGUCCUAGUGAGUCAAUUGCAAUUUCCUCUGCUGAGCUAUCUCCUGCAGAACGACAUGAUUUACAAAACAAGAAGACAAAGCUUUUGUCCAUGUUAAAUGAGGUAGAUAGAAGAUACAGGCAGUAUUUCAACCAAAUGCAAAUGGUGGUGGCAUCUUUUGACAUGAUAGCAGGGCAUGGAGCAGCGAAAUCAUACACGGCACUUGCUCUCCAAACGAUUUCUCGUCACUUCCGCUGUUUGCGUGAUGCUAUCAGCAACCAGAUAGAAACAGUGAGGAAAAGACUUGGGGAGGAAGAUACUUCAGCUAAUGGACAAGGAAGCAUACCACGUCUUCGCUAUGUGGAUCAGAAACUCAGGCAACAUAGGGCUCUUCUGCAUAUUGGUGCAAUGCGACAUGCCUGGAGACCUCAAAGGGGACUUCCUGAGAGCUCUGUUACGAUCCUUCGAGCCUGGCUUUUUGAACAUUUCCUUCAUCCCUACCCUAAUGAUUCAGAGAAAAUAAUGCUAGCAAAGCAGACAGGCUUGAGCAGAAACCAGGUUGCAAAUUGGUUCAUAAAUGCACGUGUUCGGCUUUGGAAACCCAUGGUUGAGGAAAUAUAUAAAGAAGAAUUUGGUGAUUUAGAAGCAAAUUCCAAAUCUUUUCAGGAUGACGAUGCAACCAAACCGCGUGGAGAGAAUCAUUUGGCAUCCGACAAUCGAUUAGAUGAGUUGCAGGAUAGCUUGACAUCUGCAGCUACUGAUGGCACCUUCACAGGACAAGUUCAUAACUUGAAAUCUGAUCAUAAUCAGCUUAUAGAAAUCAGAAGACCUAUAGCCAAAACAAUGCUUCAGAAUUGCUCUGUUUUUGAUACCAUAACAGAUUCUGGAUUUAUGAAAUUUCAGCAUGAAUUGAGAUAUAACAUGGAUGACUGUAGCUCUUAUCAAGACAAGAACAUCCCUGAGGAUACACAUGCUGACGGGAGUCUUAUGCCUGGCGCUAUUAGGUAUGAUAUAUCAGCAUUGGAUGAAUUUGCAAUUGGCAGCCAGGUAUCACUUGCACUGGGAUUACAGCAACACGAAAGUGAUGAUUUUUCCAUGACCGGUGGGAACCAUAUCCGAAGUAGCAAUAUAGCAAAUUCCUCUAUGGGAACCGACUCGGUGGAUUAUCAUUGCAUGGAUCCUGGAAAGCAACAGGACAGGUUCGGCAACCCCCAUCUCUUACAUGAUUUUGUAGUUUGAAAAAGGACUCCUGGAUGUAUGUCUCAAUAAUCAGUCUAGUCGAGAGAGAAUUUAUUCAAUGUUUUGAACAACCGGACACAAAACAUAACAUGCUAUAUGUGUGAUGUUGCUCUGGUUUCAACAUUCGACUCAUUUGUGGUUUGAAUAUAGGAAAACCAGUCCAGGUAUAGCUGUACAUAUGUUUCACUUGUAAUAUACAGAUGGAUUGGUGGAAUUGUCGAUAUAUUUUAUACAAUAAAGAUGCUUUUCCUCUCUA